AUGGAGUCCCAGAAAUCCUGGAUAGAAAGCACUUUGACCAAGAGGGAAUGUGUAUAUAUCAUACCAAGUUCCAAAGACCCUCACAGAUGCCUUCCAGGAUGUCAGAUUUGUCAGCAGCUUGUCAGGUGUUUUUGUGGUCGCUUGGUCAAGCAACAUGCUUGUUUUACUGCAAGUCUUGCCAUGAAAUACUCAGAUGUGAAAUUGGGUGACCAUUUUAAUCAGACAUUAGAAGAGUGGUCUGUGGAAAAACAUACAGAACAGAGCCCAACGGAUGCUUAUGGAGUCAUAAAUUUUCAAGGGGGUUCUCAUUCCUACAGAGCUAAGUAUGUGAGGCUAUCAUAUGACACCAAACCUGAAAUCAUUCUGCAACUUCUGCUUAAAGAAUGGCAAAUGGAAUUACCCAAACUUGUUAUCUCUGUGCAUGGUGGCAUGCAGAAGUUUGAGCUUCACCCACAAAUCAAGCAGUUGCUUGGAAAGGGCCUUAUUAAAGCUGCAGUUACAACCGGAGCCUGGAUUUUAACUGGAGGAGUAAACACAGGUGUGGCAAAACAUGUUGGUGAUGCCCUUAAAGAACAUGCUUCCAGAUCAUCUCGAAAGAUUUGCACUAUUGGAAUAGCUCCAUGGGGAGUGAUUGAAAACAGAAAUGAUCUUGUUGGGAGAGAUGUGGUUGCUCCUUACCAAACUUUGUUGAACCCUCUGAGCAAAUUGAAUGUUCUGAAUAAUCUGCAUUCCCAUUUCAUAUUGGUGGAUGAUGGCACUGUUGGAAAGUAUGGAGCAGAAGUCAGACUUAGAAGAGAACUUGAAAAAACUGUUAAUCAGCAAAGAAUUCAUGCUAGAAUUGGUCAAGGUGUUCCUGUGGUGGCACUUAUAUUUGAGGGUGGGCCAAAUGUUAUCCUCACAGUUUUAGAAUACCUUCAGGAAAGUCCUCCUGUUCCAGUCGUUGUAUGUGAAGGAACAGGCAGAGCUGCAGAUUUACUAGCAUAUAUUCAUAAGCAAACAGAAGAAGGAGGGAAUCUUCCUGAUGCAGCAGAGCCCGAUAUUAUUUCAACUAUCAAAAAAACAUUUAACUUUGGCCAGAGUGAAGCAGUUCAUUUAUUUCAAACACUAAUGGAAUGUAUGAAAAGAAAGGAGCUCAUCACUGUUUUCCACAUUGGAUCAGAUGAACAUCAAGAUAUAGAUGUAGCAAUACUUACUGCACUGCUUAAAGGCACUAAUGCAUCUGCAUUUGACCAGCUCAUCCUUACAUUGGCAUGGGAUAGAGUUGACAUCGCCAAAAAUCAUGUAUUUGUUUAUGGGCAGCAGUGGCUGGUUGGAUCCUUGGAACAAGCUAUGCUUGAUGCUCUUGUAAUGGAUAGAGUUGCAUUUGUAAAACUUCUUAUUGAAAAUGGAGUAAGCAUGCAUAAAUUCCUUACCAUUCCUAGACUGGAAGAACUUUACAACACUAAACAAGGCCCAACUAAUCCAAUGCUAUUUCAUCUUGUUCGAGAUGUCAAGCAGGGGAAUCUUCCUCCAGGAUAUAAGAUCACUCUAAUUGAUAUAGGACUUGUUAUUGAAUAUCUUAUGGGAGGGACCUAUAGAUGCACCUACACUCGGAAACGUUUUCGAUUAAUAUAUAACAGUCUUGGUGGAAAUAAUCGGAGGUCUGGCCGAAAUACCUCCAGCAGCACUCCUCAGUUGCGAAAGAGUCAGGAAUCUUUUGGCAAUAGAGCAGAUAAAAAGGAAAAAACGAGGCAUAAUCAUUUCAUUAAAACAGCACAGCCCUACCGACCAAAGAUUGAUACAGCUGUGGAAGAAGGAAAGAAGAAAAGAACCAAAGAUGAAAUUGUAGAUAUUGAUGAUCCAGAAACCAAGCGCUUUCCUUAUCCACUUAAUGAACUAUUAAUUUGGGCUUGCCUCAUGAAGAGGCAGGUUAUGGCCCGUUUUUUAUGGCAGCAUGGUGAAGAAUCAAUGGCUAAAGCAUUAGUUGCCUGUAAGAUCUAUCGUUCAAUGGCAUAUGAAGCAAAGCAGAGUGACCUUGUAGAUGAUACUUCAGAGGAAUUGAAACAAUAUUCCAAUGAUUUUGGUCAACUGGCAGUUGAAUUACUGGAACAGUCCUUCAGACAAGAUGAAACCAUGGCUAUGAAAUUGCUCACUUAUGAACUGAAAAAUUGGAGUAAUUCUACCUGUCUUAAGUUAGCAGUUUCUUCAAGACUUAGACCUUUUGUAGCUCACACGUGUACGCAGAUGUUGUUAUCUGAUAUGUGGAUGGGAAGGCUGAAUAUGAGGAAAAAUUCCUGGUACAAGGUCAUACUAAGCAUUUUAGUUCCACCUGCCAUAUUAAUGUUAGAAUAUAAAACUAAGGCUGAAAUGUCUCAUAUUCCACAAUCUCAAGAUGCUCAUCAAAUGACAAUGGAUGAUAGUGAAAACAACUUUCAAAACAUAGCAGAAGAGAUUCCCAUGGAAGUAUUUAAAGAAAUAAGACUAUUGGACAAGAAUGAAGGGAAAAAUGAAAUGGAGAUACAAAUAAAAUCAAAAAAGCUUCCAAUCACACGAAAGUUUUAUGCCUUUUAUCAUGCACCAAUUGUAAAAUUCUGGUUUAACACGUUGGCAUACUUAGGAUUUCUGAUGCUUUAUACAUUUGUGGUUCUUGUACAAAUGGAACGAUUACCUUCAGUUCAAGAAUGGAUUGUUAUUGCUUAUAUUUUUACCUAUGCUAUUGAGAAAGUCCGUGAGAUUUUUAUGUCUGAAGCUGGAAAAAUAAGCCAGAAGAUUAAAGUGUGGUUUAGUGAUUACUUCAAUAUCAGUGAUACAAUUGCCAUAAUUUCUUUCUUCAUUGGAUUUGGACUAAGAUUUGGAGCAAAAUGGAACUUUGAGAAUGCAUAUGAUAAUCAUGUUUUUGUGGCUGGAAGAUUAAUUUACUGUCUUAACAUAAUAUUUUGGUAUGUGCGUUUGCUAGAUUUUCUAGCUGUAAAUCAACAGGCAGGACCUUAUGUAAUGAUGAUUGGAAAAAUGGUGGCCAAUAUGUUCUACAUUGUAGUGAUUAUGGCUCUUGUAUUACUUAGUUUUGGUGUUCCCAGAAAGGCAAUACUUUAUCCUCGUGAAGCACCAUCUUGGACUCUUGCUAAAGAUAUAGUUUUUCAUCCAUACUGGAUGAUUUUUGGUGAAGUUUAUGCCUAUGAAAUUGAUGUUUGUGCAAAUGAUUCCACUAUCCCUCAUAUUUGUGGUCCUGGGACGUGGUUGACUCCAUUUCUUCAAGCAGUCUACCUCUUUGUACAGUAUAUCAUUAUGGUCAAUCUUCUCAUUGCAUUUUUCAACAAUGUGUAUUUGCAAGUGAAGGCAAUUUCCAAUAUUGUGUGGAAGUACCAACGUUAUCAUUUCAUUAUGGCUUAUCAUGAGAAACCAGUUCUGCCUCCACCGCUUAUCAUUCUCAGCCAUAUAGUUUCUCUUUUUUGCUGCAUAUGUAAAAGAAGGAAAAAAGAUAAGACUUCGGAUGGACCAAAACUUUUUUUAACAGAAGAAGAUCAAAAGAAACUUCAUGAUUUUGAAGAGCAGUGUGUUGAGAUGUAUUUUAAUGAAAAAGAUGACAAAUUUCAUUCUGGGAGUGAAGAGAGAAUUCGUGUCACUUUUGAAAGAGUGGAACAGAUGUGCAUUCAGGUUAAAGAAGUUGGAGAUCGUGUCAACUAUAUCAAAAGAUCAUUACAAUCAUUAGAUUCUCAAAUUGGCCAUUUGCAAGAUCUUUCAGCCCUGACUGUAGAUACAUUAAAAACACUCACUGCCCAGAAAGCUUCAGAAGCUAGCAAAGUUCACAAUGAAAUCACACGUGAAUUGAGCAUUUCCAAACACUUAGCUCAAAACCUUAUUGAUGAUGGUCCUGUAAGACCUUCUGUAUGGAAAAAGCACAGUGUUGUAAAUACACUUAGUUCCUCUCUUCCUCAAGGUGGUCUUGAAAGUAAUAAUCCUUUUCUUUGUAAUAUUUUUAUGAAAGAUGAAAAAGAUUCCCAGUGUAACAUAUUUGGUCAGGAUUUACCUGUAAUACCCCAGAGGAAAGAAUUCAAUAUUCCAGAGGCUGGUUCCUCUUGCAGUGCCUUAUUCCCAAGUGCUGUCUCUCCUCCAGAACUGCGACAGAGAAUACAUGGAGUAGAAACCUUAAAAAUGUUUAGUAAAAAUCAAAAACCAGGCAAUUCAUCUAACAGUAUACCACAUCUAUCAUCCCCACCAACCAAAUUUUUUGUUAGUACACCGUCUCAGCCAAGUUGUAAAGGCCACUUGGAAACUGUAACCAAAGAUCAAGAAAUUGUUUGUUCCAAAGCUGCAGAGGGAGAUAACAUAGAAUUUGGAGCAUUUGUAGGACACAGAGAUAGCAUGGAUUUACAGAGGUUUAAAGAAACAUCAAACAAGAUAAAAGAAAUGUUAUCUAAUGAUAUUCCUUCUGAAAACACUUUGAAACAUGUGAGUUCUCACGCUGGAUUUACUGAGUGUCACAAAACUUCUGUUCCUCUUCAUUCAGAACAAGUGGAAAGUAGCAGUAGAAGGUCAUCUACAGAAGAAACUCAUGAAGUAGAUUCCAAAGCAGCUUUGCUACCGGACUGGUUACAAGAUAGACCAUUGACUAGAGAAAUGCCACCUGAAGAAGGAACCUUAAAUGGUCUUGCUUCUCCAUUUAAGCCAGUUAUGGAUACAAAUUACUAUUACUCAGCUGUGGAAAGAAAUAACUUGAUGAGAUUAUCCCAGAGCAUUCCAUUUACACCUGUGCCUCCAAGAGGUGAGCCUGUCACAGUGUAUCGCUUGGAAGAGAGUUCUCCCAACAUACUGAAUAACAGCAUGUCUUCUUGGUCACAGCUGGGCCUCUGUGCCAAAAUAGAAUUUUUAAGUAAAGAAGAGAUGGGAGGAGGUUUACGAAGAGCUGUCAAAGUACAGUGUACUUGGUCAGAACAUGAUAUCCUCAAAUCAGGACAUCUUUAUAUUAUCAAAUCUUUUCUUCCUGAAGUGGUUAACACAUGGUCAAGUAUUUAUAAAGAAGAUACAGUUCUGCAUCUCUGUCUUAGAGAAAUUCAGCAACAGAGAGCAGCGCAAAAACUCACAUUUGCCUUCAACCAAAUGAAACCCAAAUCCAUACCAUAUUCUCCAAGGUUCCUUGAAGUUUUCCUGCUGUAUUGCCAUUCAGCAGGACAGUGGUUUGCUGUGGAAGAAUGUAUGACUGGAGAAUUUAGAAAAUACAACAACAAUAAUGGUGAUGAGAUUAUUCCAACUAAUACACUGGAAGAAAUUAUGCUGGCCUUUAGCCACUGGACUUAUGAAUAUACAAGAGGGGAGUUACUGGUACUUGAUUUACAAGGUGUGGGUGAAAGUUUGACUGACCCAUCUGUGAUAAAGGCAGAAGAAAAGAGAUCCUGUGAUAUGGUUUUUGGCCCAGCAAAUCUAGGAGAAGAUGCAAUAAAAAACUUCAGAGCAAAACAUCACUGUAAUUCUUGCUGUAGAAAACUUAAACUUCCAGAUCUGAAGAGGAAUGACUAUACACCUGAUAAAAUAAUAUUUCCUCAGGAUGAGCCUUCUGAUUUGACUCUUCAGCCUGGAAAUUCCACCAAAGAAUCAGAAUCAACUAAUUCUAUUCGUCUGAUGUUAUAAUAUUACUGAAUCAUUGGUUUUGAUUACACCUCACAAAAAUGUUACUGUGUCACUUUUCUGUUAGGAGGAAAUUGUUUGAUAAUACAGAAGAGU
Molecule: messenger RNA, 5697 nt
Organism: Budorcas taxicolor (takin)
Lineage: Eukaryota; Metazoa; Chordata; Mammalia; Artiodactyla; Bovidae
Gene: TRPM7
Product: transient receptor potential cation channel subfamily M member 7
Exons: 39
Coding region: 1-5604 (1867 amino acids)
Biological process (GO): protein phosphorylation; monoatomic cation transmembrane transport; calcium ion transport
Cellular component (GO): membrane
Molecular function (GO): protein serine/threonine kinase activity; calcium channel activity; ATP binding
Source: RefSeq, a predicted model, not a curated record